This is a messenger RNA of Humulus lupulus (European hop), 1707 nucleotides long. Its product is annotated as 3-ketoacyl-CoA thiolase 2, peroxisomal. The record is from RefSeq and is a predicted model, not a curated record. Gene Ontology annotation, cellular component: peroxisome. Lineage: Eukaryota; Viridiplantae; Streptophyta; Magnoliopsida; Rosales; Cannabaceae. The transcript is spliced from 14 exons. Gene Ontology annotation, biological process: phenylacetate catabolic process; fatty acid beta-oxidation. The coding region runs from base 131 to 1522 and encodes 463 amino acids. Gene Ontology annotation, molecular function: acetyl-CoA C-acyltransferase activity.
UCUAACCGUCGACUCUCUCCUAUAAAAGGCGGAGCUCUGUUUUGACCUCAAUUUCCAUUGGAUUCAAUUCUCUAUCAUUUUGGGUCUUUCAGAAAAAAUCUGAACUAGAGCUCAAUCACCGACCUUGGAUAUGGAGAGAGCCAUCAACAGACAACGAGUUUUGCUCGAACAUCUUCAACCUUCUUCGUCUUCUUCCUCUCGACCUGAAUCUUCUCCUCUUUCUGCAUCGGAAUGUUUGGCUGGGGACAGUGCUGCUUACCAGAGGACCCAUGUGUUUGGGGAUGAUGUGGUUAUUGUGGCAGCAUACCGGACUGCACUUUGCAAAUCCAAACGUGGCGGGUUUAAGGAUACUCACGCGGAUGAUCUUCUCGCACCGGUUUUGAAGGCAUUGAUAGAGAAAACCAAUUUGAACCCAAGUGAAGUUGGAGAUAUUGUUGUGGGUACAGUCUUGGCACCGGGUUCCCAAAGGGCAAGCGAAUGUAGAAUGGCUGCAUUCUAUGCUGGUUUCCCUGAAACUGUCCCGAUCAGAACUGUGAACAGGCAAUGUUCAUCUGGACUUCAGGCAGUUGCUGAUGUAGCUGCUGCUAUAAGGGCGGGAUUUUAUGAUAUUGGCAUUGGCGCUGGAUUGGAAUCAAUGACACUGAAUCCAAUGGCGUGGGAAGGAUCAGUGAACCCAAAAGUCAAAAUCUUUGAACAAGCCCAGAACUGCCUUCUUCCUAUGGGGAUUACCUCAGAAAAUGUUGCAAGUCGCUUUGGUGUGUCAAGGAAGGAACAAGAUCAGGCUGCAGUUGAGUCUCAUAGACGGGCUGCUGCAGCCACUGCUUCUGGUAAAUUUAAGGAUGAAAUUAUCCCUGUGGCUACCAAGAUUGUUGAUCCCAAAACUGGUGAGGAGAAACCAGUUACGAUAUCUGUUGAUGAUGGUAUUCGACCCAAUGCAUCAUUGGCAGAUUUGGGAAAGCUGAGGCCUGUAUUUAAGAAAGAUGGGACCACAACAGCAGGCAAUUCUAGCCAGGUCAGUGAUGGAGCUGGAGCUGUUCUCUUGAUGAAGAGAAGUGUCGCAGAUAAAAAGGGAAUGCCGAUUCUUGGUGUAUUCAGGACUUUUGCUGCUGUAGGCGUGGAUCCUGCUAUCAUGGGUGUUGGCCCUGCUGCUGCAAUCCCUGCUGCAGUCAAGGCUGCUGGUCUCGAACUGGAUGAUAUUGAUCUCUUUGAGAUAAAUGAGGCAUUUGCUUCCCAAUUUGUAUAUUGCCGUAAUAAGCUGGGUCUUGACCCCGAAAAAAUCAAUGUUAAUGGAGGUGCAAUGGCCAUUGGACAUCCUUUGGGUGCAACAGGUGCUCGUUGUGUAGCAACUUUACUCCACGAGAUGAAGCGUCGCGGCAAAGACUGUCGCUUUGGAGUUAUCUCGAUGUGCAUAGGCACGGGAAUGGGGGCAGCAGCUGUGUUCGAAAGGGCUGAUCAUGGUGACGAGCUAUGCAACGCCAGGGCCGUUGGAACCAACAGUCUGUUGUCCAAGGAUGCUCGGUAGUCACUUAUCCUCUGCGGUAGUUCUUAUCAAUAAAGUGAUGUUGGCCAUCGGGGGAUUUGGGAAUUCAUGUUAGGGCUCUAUAAUAUGAAUUGUAUCUUUUUUAAGAAUCCUAUCAUAUAAAGAGGAAAUGUAUGUCUUUUAACACAAGACAGUGAAACAGUUAAAAGUGACUUUAUUAUUACUUA